ACCGAAACUACCACAAAAUGGCGGGAGCCCAUUAAGCAUUUUCGGCUCUUCCCCAUAAAACCCCAUCUCUCUUUCUAUGCUUAAGCUUUCCUUAUUCCUUACAAUACUCGAUAAACCCAGAAUUCCUCUUCUGUUUUCCCGCUUCCCCAAUCCUGAAUCCCUCGAAAGCCCCCAUCUUUUCUCUCACUUUCCUUUUCACUGUUGGAAAAAGCGAAAUAUGUCCACCAAAAUCGUAGCUGAGUAUGCCAAGUCCGGAAGGUCCUCUUGCAAGAAAUGUGGCAGCGCCAUAACUGCUCAGUCCCUGAGGUUGGGCCUUGUUUCUAGAGAUGCUAGAGGCUUUGACAUGACCAAAUGGCAUCACUUGGAUUGCUUUGCUGGAAACAUUGAUUCCGUUGAUGGAAUAAAAGGCUUUGACUCUCUCAAGGGUGUUGACCAGGAAGCUUUAAAGAAAUUGGCUGAUGGGUCUACUAAGUCGACCCAGCAGUUGCAGGGAAAAGAUGAAAGGGAAAGAAAACAACAAGAAGAAGAAAUUGAAUCAGAGAAAAGCAUUUCAAAGAAAAUUAAGUUGUCAACACCGAAUGAGAAAUCUCAGUUUGACAUAGCCUUUUCUGUCUCCGAUGUCAAGGAUAAGUAUAAGGAUGCUGCUUUAGAACCAAAAUGGAAGGCUUUCCAGACAGUUAUAUUUCUUGAGCGGGAUGAUGGUCUCCAUGAUUCUGGUAAAAUUGCUGCUUUUGAUUUUGAUGGUUGUCUGGCUAACACGUCUGUUAAAAGAGUUGGUGCAGAUGCUUGGUCCCUUAUGUAUCCUUCAAUACCAGAGAAGCUGCAGAGUCUUUAUGAAGAGGGCUUUAAGCUGGUAAUCUUUACAAACGAAUCCAAUAUUGACCGCUGGAAGAACAAAAGGCAGGUAGCUGUGGACUCAAAAAUUGGACGUCUUAACAAUUUCAUCAAGCAAGUAAAGGUUCCAAUGCAGGUUUUUAUAGCUUGCGGAAUAGGCAGUUCUGGUGGUAAAGCAGAUGAUCCUUUCCGCAAACCAAAUACUGGGAUGUGGCACAUCAUGGAGAAAAAUUUCAAUUCUGGCAUUCCAAUUGAUAUGGAUCAAUCCUUUUAUGUUGGCGAUGCUGCUGGGAGACCCAAUGAUCACAGUGAUGCUGAUAUAAAAUUUGCACAGGCGAUUGGAUUGAAAUUUUACCUACCUGAGGACUAUUUCAGCACUUAGUCAAUUUUGGUUAGUAGCUGCUGAUUCACAACGUAGCUUAUGCUUAUCAGUGGCUGGCAUGUAGUACUUUAGUAGUUUUAAGCUAUCCGUAAUAUCUUUUUAACAGCAAAACCUGGACUCAAACUGUGAU
Molecule: messenger RNA, 1346 nt
Organism: Hibiscus syriacus
Lineage: Eukaryota; Viridiplantae; Streptophyta; Magnoliopsida; Malvales; Malvaceae
Product: polynucleotide 3'-phosphatase ZDP-like
Exons: 11
Coding region: 218-1216 (332 amino acids)
Biological process (GO): DNA repair
Molecular function (GO): ATP-dependent polydeoxyribonucleotide 5'-hydroxyl-kinase activity; double-stranded DNA binding; polynucleotide 3'-phosphatase activity
Source: RefSeq, a predicted model, not a curated record